AACGGGAUCGUCGGUGUGUGUUUUUACCCCGUGCACAUGUCACAGUUUCUGUUUGGCACAUUGGGUCAGUAUGCCGCGCUUGGUCUUUGNGGUCUUUGCAUUCGUAUCUCAGGUUUGGCGGACAUUUAUGCGCGUUAUCCGGAUCGAUCAGAACGCGAACAAUUGGACCCGACAGACUCGGAACCAGUGAAUCAGGCAGCGCCGUUAUGUUCUCCUGACGCUGCUCUGCCCCGACUACGACACACAAAUUUCUUGAAACACGUCGAACGCAGCUCGUGUUUACUCAUGGUGCUUGAUGUAUUGGGUUUUCGUCGGGACCAGUACAGUGCUUGGCGUAGUCCACUAGCCUGUGCCUAUUUACUCAUGCAUUUGCUCGAACGGUGGUCCGGUGGAUAUCUGCUGGAAAAACCUAUCGUGUGCGUAUUGAAUAAGUUCGAACAGAUUCAUCUGGUCUCGGCCAAAACGGGGACUCACAUUCCCGAACUCAAAGAGUCACUCCGCCGGCAUCUGGACGUGAUUGAACUGCGCAAUCGACAGGCCAGUUUAUCCCAGAAAGCUGAUAAACAACGCGAUCUUGAUCAAAACAUGGGUUUCGGCACAAGCGUUCGUGCACCACAAAUCUACUUCUUGCAUGAGUGGAAAAAAUCCGUCGAUGCAGGCCAGCCAUUGGAUGUAGUUUAUUUGGACUUCUCCAAGGCACUUGAUCGAGUAAACCACCAAAUUCUACUACGAAAACUCUACAACUACGGAGUAAGAGAUUUGUUUCUGGACUGGAUCAAGUAG
Messenger RNA from Echinostoma caproni, 783 nucleotides. The record is from the annotation of a GenBank genome assembly. Lineage: Eukaryota; Metazoa; Platyhelminthes; Trematoda; Plagiorchiida; Echinostomatidae.